AUGACAACCCGACGAUCUGCUUUCAGGCUACCCAAUGCCCCCGAAAUGCUACAGAAAAAACGUGCAACGAAGAAAACGCUAGCCUACGCUAUAAAGGGAACCACCGAAGCGGACAACAGUCUGGAAAAUUCGAGAGACGUAAGAAACCCAAAGACGACACAAAAAAACCAACUCAAGCAUAUCAACAAUUUCGCUUCUUUACCAACCACUGACGAAACCUUACCAAAAGUGCCUGUAUCUCAACGUAGACGCAAACUAACUGCCAAGAGACAGAAUUCAAAACGUGCACAAGAAAUUUCCGAACAAGCAAAUAGAAACAAACGUGACAAACAAGCUAAGCAGGCUGAGCCAAAGAAACACGCAAAGGACAAACGAAAUGUCAAGUUUCCAGAUCUCUUCGCAGCCGACAUAUCAUCGGAUCCGCGGACUAGUAAAUACAGUGCCGAAAUGUCACAGAUAAAGAAAGUGAACGAUACUCUACUUGACACUGCCAAACACGUUAGUGAACAUCAAACCGUGCUGGGUGAUAUACAAACUCAGACCGACGUGUUGAAAGAUCAACAGAGAGAACUAGUAGAAGCCAUCGAAGAGUUACGCGGUCUCUCUCAACUGCAGGAACAAGUCACAAAGUUGAAAGAAACUCGCGACAAGGAGAAUGUGAACGAUCUAGAGGCGGCCAAGUUCAAGGGGAGUUCAUCGACUCAGAGGGACACGAAAAAAUUGAAUCAAAUCAAUCGACCAACCCCAUUGCUGAAACAAGCGAAGGUCAGCUUACAUGGGUCAACACGCAGUACGACGGCACGAUACCUGAACAUUAUAAACCACGUCACACGGAAUCCGAAGGUGAAACAGAAGUGGUAUGAUACAGGCUACAAUGGAGAAGAAGGAACUUUGGAAAAGAUAAAAAACACUUUAACGGUGAUAGCGGCGGAUUCGACUUCUUCUCAAAAGGGUAAAAGAAAGAUAGAAGAUGAAACACAACAGUUUCGGUCACAACCAAAGCCAAAGAAAGUGAAACAAACUACGCUGUUAGGAGAUGUGAUAAUGGAUGUUUCCAAACAAAAAUACGAGAAUCCAAGAGACACUGACAUUUAA
Mercenaria mercenaria is the source of this 1095-nucleotide messenger RNA. RefSeq lists its product as uncharacterized. The coding region runs from base 1 to 1095 and encodes 364 amino acids. The record is from RefSeq and is a predicted model, not a curated record. NCBI's taxonomy places the organism in Eukaryota, Metazoa, Mollusca, Bivalvia, Venerida, Veneridae. The transcript has 5 exons.